AUGAUGGCUGCUGAUACAGACACUGCUGCUGCUGCUGCUCCAACGGAGAAGCCGGAUAUUAAAGAGAAAGGUAAUACAAAAGAUCCAGAACAAAGGUCUCUUUGGGCCAGAUAUGCCUUGUGGUUACUUGUUCCCAUCAUGCUUGCGGUCUACUUCAGUCAAGAUAGCACUGUGUUGGCGCAGACAAAGCAUGAAAGACAAGUGUUGCCAAACAAUGUCAAACCACUGCACUAUGAUUUGGAAUUAACACCCAACUUGGAGACAUUUGCAUACACUGGAAGAGUCAAAAUUAACUUGAGCAUCGUGAAUGAGACUUCUGUGGUUGUGCUGAAUGCCAACGAUCUCGUUAUCAACAGGGCAAACGCCAUUGUGGGCAGUGAAUACAACUACUCAGCCAUAGAUAUACAAUACGACGAUGCCAUGAAUCAAGUGAGUCUCACGUUUGAAAAACCGUUUACUCCAGAGUCCAUCGUUCUGUUGGACAUUGAUUUUCAAGGUAUCCUGAAUGAUGAAAUGAGCGGAUUUUACAGAUCCUCCUACAAGGAUGUCCAUGGUGAUACCAAGUAUUUGGCUACCACUCAAUUUGAGGCAACAGAUGCCAGAAGAGCGUUUCCAUGCUGGGAUGAGCCAUCUCUUAAAGCGACUUUUGAUGUUACAUUGAAUGUGCCUGAAAAUCUGACGGCUUUAUCAAACAUGAAUGUCAUCUCCGAGGCUGCAUCAUCAUCUGAUCCUACUAUCAAAACUGUGAAAUACGCCACAACACCGAAAAUGAGCACCUAUCUGCUGGCAUUUAUUGUGGGUUCGCUGGAAUACAUUGAGGGCUAUACCUCUGGUAAGUUCAAUGGACAUCCCAUCCGAACCAGAGUCUACACGCUGCCAGGUUACACUAGCCAAGGCCGACAUGCGCUCAAUGUAGCCACAAAGACACUGGAAUACUAUGCCCAGGUAUUCGGUGUGCCCUAUCCUCUGCCUAAGCUUGAUCUGGUCGCCAUUCCUGAUUUUGAUGCUGGAGCCAUGGAGAAUUGGGGCCUAGUCACAUUUCGCACAACAGCUCUCCUGUACGAUGAGGCCAAUUCAGCCUUUGUCUACAAACGACAAACUGCCUACGUAGUGGCUCAUGAACUGGCUCAUCAAUGGUUUGGAAAUUUAGUGACCAUGGAAUGGUGGGACCAUUUAUGGCUAAAUGAAGGUUUUGCCACUUGGGUUGGUUGGUUUGCAGUGGAUCACAUCUUCCCAGAAUGGCGAACGUGGGUCAUGUUUGCAACACAAAACAUGCAAGAGGCUUUGGGUUUGGAUGGCUUGCGUUCGUCUCAUCCAGUAGAGGUCGCAGUAAGCAAUCCCUCUGAAAUCCACCAAAUAUUCGAUUCUAUUUCCUAUCUCAAGGGCGCUAGUGUGAUUCGCAUGGUCAACUCAUGGCUCACCACACCCGUGUUCCUGGCUGGUAUCCACAGAUACUUGACUCAGCACAGACUUGGCAACGCAGCCACCAGUGACCUCUGGUCUGCUUUGAGCAAUGAGUCUGGCAAGAAUGUCUCUGAAUUCAUGAAUACGUGGAUCCAGAAAACUGGCUACCCCAUUCUGAAUGUAUCGUUAGUCGCCAGCGAUCAAAUUCAAGUCUCUCAAUCAAGACAUUUGCUGACGGGCGAUCUGCAUGAGGAUGAAGACAGCACUGUGUGGUGGGUUCCUCUGCGUAUACAAAUCCCAAAAGAAAUACUCGACUACACACUGACAAACAAAAGCCAAGUAUUUACUGUGCCAGAGGACAACCCAUUCAAGCUAAAUCAAGGCCAAACGUCUCUUUACCGUGUCAAUUACGAUACUGUGCUCACCCAGAGACUGAUAAACGAGCUGAGAAAGCCUACGUAUGGUGUAUUGGAAGACCCCAUUGACCGAGCAGGCAUGAUUUCAGAUCUCGGCAUCCUCAGUCAAAGUGGCGAACAAUCUACAGUGGCCUUUUUACAGGCUGCUGAUGUGCUUAAAAAUGAAAGGAACUUUUUUGUAUUGACGGAAUUGAGCCGUCAAUUGGGCACUGUGAUAGCAUUAUGGGAAGAAUUUCCCAAGAUUGAGCCGCACCUUCAGCAAUUGCGUCGCAGCGUGUUUGGCCCUACUGUCAAAGCUCUGGGCUGGAAGACGUAUACAACUGAGCCAGAGCUAUACAACUUGUUGCGGGUUUUGGUGAUCAGUGAGGCAGGUCUAGCAGGCGAUCAGGACGUCAUUGAAGAAGCUAAAAAACGCUACAACCAGUUCAUUGGCGGUGAUCAUGAUGCUUUAUCUCCUGACUUGAGAAGCAUUGUAUAUAGAAUUGUGCUCAAGAACGCAGCAGACGAGCAAGAAGAAGACAGAAUUUGGCAAGAAAUUUUCAGCAUCUACAAGGAUGAUGCCUUCCCUGUCGACCAACAGGUGACAGCAUUAACAUCGUUAGGCUACAAUGUCAGGAGCGACCGUGUUAUCCGCAAGACACUGGAUCUCAUUUUGGAUGACAAGCAAGUGCGUACGCAAGAUGCCUGGAUGUUUUUCAAGGGGUUGGGUACCAAUUUCCAUGCUCGCUACAAGUUAAUUGACUAUUUUGAGAGCAAUUACGACAAGGUCUACAAACGCUUCUCCAAAUCAAUGGGAGCACUUGGCAAUGCAGUCAACUAUAUGAUUUCUGGGCUGAAUAAUGCGCACAAGAUCCAGCAAGUUGAAAGCUUCUUUGCGUCAAAAGACACUCGCGAGUACUCUCGUAGCCUGAACGGAUCUUUGGAGAGAGCCAAAGUGAAUGCAGCAUUGAUUGAAAGAGAGGGGCCAAAUAUGCAGAAAUGGGCACGCUCUAGAGAGCAAUGA
Mucor velutinosus is the source of this 2823-nucleotide messenger RNA. RefSeq lists its product as uncharacterized. The record is from RefSeq and is a predicted model, not a curated record. The transcript has 10 exons. NCBI's taxonomy places the organism in Eukaryota, Fungi, Mucoromycota, Mucoromycetes, Mucorales, Mucoraceae. Gene Ontology annotation, molecular function: peptide binding; metalloaminopeptidase activity; zinc ion binding. Gene Ontology annotation, biological process: peptide catabolic process; proteolysis. Gene Ontology annotation, cellular component: cytoplasm. The coding region runs from base 1 to 2823 and encodes 940 amino acids.